AUUAGGUAAGGGAGAGGAGGAGGAGGAGCAGGAGAGACCGAGAGACAGUGAAGAUUCAGUAAUAAGGAACAGAACACUCCAGUCUCAUCUCUUCUGUCUCUCUCUUUCUCUCUCUCCAAGAACUCCCACGAUUCGUAAAAUUUCCCACUGUUUCCGUUCAAUUCUGGUCCUGCAAUGCCCGACGCAGCUCAAAGCUGUCCAAUUUGAUCCAUUUUCGCCGAUUUUCCCCUUCUUUUGCCGGUUGCAUGCGUUCCAGAUUGGGAAGGUGAAGGGGUGAAGGAAUGCUAGCAGCUGUGGAUCUCCCGAUGAAUGGUGGAUGCCAGCAUAGUUGCGAGGAGAGCAGCGAAGAAGAGCUGUCGGUGCUGCCGAGGCACACCAAGGUGGUCGUCACCGGCAAUAACCGGACAAAAUCUGUCCUAGUCGGUCUCCACGGCGUCGUCAAGAAGGCCGUCGGCCUUGGCGGCUGGCAUUGGCUGGUUUUAACUAAUGGAAUAGAGGUGAAGUUGCAAAGAAAUGCUCUUAGUGUUAUUGAGGCACCAACUGGCCACGAAGAUAAUGAUGAUGAUGAAUUUAACAAUUUGAAGUGGAAUGAUUCAGAUAUGGCAUGUGAUUCGACACAAUCCCUAAAAAUCCAGAGGUCAAGGAAUAAGAAUCCUAAAGGAUCUUCUAGCAAAUCCUUGAGCCGGUCUCACUCUUAUGAUUCACAUUCCAAGGCAUCUGUUUUGUCCACGAGCUGCACCACAAAGGUUGAUCUCAGCAAGCUAGAAACAACAGCACUAUGUCGAUACUCAAGGCAUUUUAAUCUUAUGGGUGAGAGUCCUAACCCCUCUAAAGAGCAGUUAAUUGAAAUAGUUCAGAAGCAUUUCAUGUCGCAGAAAUUGGAUGAGUUGCAGGUAAUUGUAGGCUUUGUGCAGGCUGCAAAGAGGCUGAAGUCUGUCUGACUGAUCGAGGCCUCUGAGAGUUAUAUAUUCAAGCUAACAGAGUUCUCAAUAGUUGUCACUACUACUACUACAUUUUAUUGCCUGUGAGUGCGAAAGCUUGAUUGUAAGAUUUCAGAACGAAUUGGAUUCUAGGCGCUAGAGCUAGUAUUCUGUUAAUACUACUGUUAAAGAUAAAUGUUUGUAGUAGCAUCACUUUUAACAUAUUUUUAGUUAGCAAAAGUGUUUAAUGGAUUUAUCAUCUAAAUAUUCUGGAAUUAUUGUUUUCA
Zingiber officinale is the source of this 1207-nucleotide messenger RNA. RefSeq lists its product as uncharacterized. Gene Ontology annotation, cellular component: histone deacetylase complex. The coding region runs from base 282 to 941 and encodes 219 amino acids. Gene Ontology annotation, molecular function: transcription coregulator activity; protein binding. Gene Ontology annotation, biological process: regulation of DNA-templated transcription. NCBI's taxonomy places the organism in Eukaryota, Viridiplantae, Streptophyta, Magnoliopsida, Zingiberales, Zingiberaceae. The transcript is spliced from 6 exons. The record is from RefSeq and is a predicted model, not a curated record.